This is a messenger RNA of Candidozyma auris, 3252 nucleotides long. Its product is annotated as potassium-sodium efflux P-type ATPase. Gene Ontology annotation, biological process: calcium ion transmembrane transport; intracellular calcium ion homeostasis. The transcript has a single exon. The coding region runs from base 1 to 3252 and encodes 1083 amino acids. Gene Ontology annotation, molecular function: ATP binding; ATP hydrolysis activity; P-type calcium transporter activity. Gene Ontology annotation, cellular component: plasma membrane. Lineage: Eukaryota; Fungi; Ascomycota; Pichiomycetes; Serinales; Metschnikowiaceae. The record is from RefSeq and is a predicted model, not a curated record.
AUGUCUGCAUCAUCGGUAGAGUACAAUGAGAAGAACAACAACCAUAAAGAACAACUGAGAAUCGACACGGACGAUUCCGCCUCCACGGCAAUUGCUGAAUCGUCCCUUCUACCUUAUAGACUUCCCGCCGAUAAGGUGGCAGAGCAGUUUGGCACCAAUGUGUGUGACGGGUUGACCUCGUCGCAGCACGCUGAACUCAUCAAAAAAUACGGGCCCAAUACGUUGGGCGAAGGCGAUAAAGUCUCGUAUACGAAAUGCCUUGCCCAUCAAGUGUUCAAUGCCAUGAUCAUGGUUUUGAUCAUCUCCAUGAUCAUUGCAUUGGCCAUCCGCGACUGGAUUUCUGGUGGUGUGAUUGGCGCUGUCGUAUUCAUUAACAUUUCCAUUGGCUUUGUGCAAGAAGUCAAAGCGGAGAAAACUAUGGGCUCAUUAAGGUCCUUGUCUUCUCCGUCGGCUAGAGUCACUCGGAACGGAGAUGAAGGGGACAUUCCCGCAGAAGACGUUGUCCCGGGUGACAUAGUCCACAUUAAGGUUGGUGACACUGUUCCUGCCGACUUGAGAUUGAUCGACACCAUGAACUUGGAAACUGACGAGGCCCUCUUGACAGGUGAGUCUUUGCCCGUCGUCAAAAACCACAACGAGGUGUACUCAAACCCAAAGGAGUAUGUGCCUGUGGGUGACAGAUUGAACAUGGCAUUUUCUUCUUCUGUCGUUGCUAAAGGAAGAGGUACUGGUAUUGCCAUCGCUACAGGGUUGCAAACUGAAAUUGGUCAGAUUGCCCAAUCCUUGAAAGGUGACAGCGGCGUCAUCAGAAAGGUUGAUAAGUCUGGUGACAAGCUGCCUGGUCCAAAGGAAUACUCCAACGCAUUUUUUGGUACAAUCAAGGACAUUAUCGGUAACUUUUUGGGUGUCACAGUUGGCACACCUUUGCAAAGAAAAUUGUCCUGGUUGGCUAUUUUCUUGUUUUGGGUUGCCGUUGUUUUCGCCAUUGUCGUUAUGGCCACUCAAGAAAUGAACGUCAAUAGAGAAGUCGCCAUCUACGCCAUCUGUGUUGCAUUGUCCAUGAUUCCAUCUGCUUUGAUCGUCGUCUUGACCAUCACAAUGGCCGUUGGUGCCCAAGUCAUGGUUUCCAGAAAUGUGAUUGUCAGAAAGCUCGACUCUUUGGAAGCCUUGGGCGGUAUCAACGACAUUUGCUCUGAUAAGACUGGUACGUUGACUCAAGGUAGAAUGGUAACCAAAAGAGUUUGGGUGCCAUCGGUUGGUACCUUCAGCAUGGAAAACUCAAAUGAAGCCUUCAACCCUACAGAAGGAGACUUGGGCUUCACUCAAUACUCUCCAAAGUAUAUUAAGGAAACUGAUGAGGAGAUUGACUUCUUGCCCAUGGAUAGAUCCAAUCCUGAUGUAUUCCCUGAGAACUUCAAGAAAUGGUUGAACGUUGCUACCUUAGCGAACAUUGCCUCCGUCCACCAAACCAAGGACGAAAACUCAGGUGAGUUGGUGUGGAAGGCCCACGGUGAUGCUACUGAAAUUGCCAUUCAGGUCUUUUGCUGCAGAGUUGGUUUCGGAAGAGAUGAAUAUUCCAAGAGUUUCAAGCACAUCGAGGAAUAUCCCUUUGACUCCUCCAUCAAGAGAAUGUCCUCCAUUUGGGAAAUGGGAAACGAGACCAAGAUUUUCACCAAAGGUGCUGUGGAAAGAAUUAUUCGCAAAUGUACCAAAUGGACAGGAAACCCUGAAGAGAAAACUGACACUGACAAGCUCGUUGAUUUGACCGAGGACGACAUUGCCGAGAUCGAAGCUAACAUGGAUGCUUUGUCCUCGCAAGGUUUGCGUGUGUUGGCAUUCGCUAGUAGAGACUUCGACCACAACAAGGAUAAACUUGAAGACAGAGACUCCAUCGAGGACAAUUUGAUCUUCCAUGGCUUAGUCGGUAUUUACGAUCCACCAAGAUUGGAGACGGCUCCCUCCGUUAAGAAGUGUCAUAAAGCUGGUAUUAACGUCCAUAUGGUUACCGGUGACCAUCCAAGUACUGCGAAGGCUAUUGCUCAGGAGGUUGGUAUAUUGCCACACAACUUGUACCACUACUCCGAUGAAGUAGUAAAGGCUAUGUGUAUGACUGCCAGCGAGUUUGACGAGUUGACUGAUGAGCAGAUUGAUGCAUUGCCCGUUUUGCCUUUGGUUAUCGCUCGUUGUGCUCCGCAGACGAAGGUCAGAAUGAUUGAUGCUUUGCACCGCCGUGAAAAAUUCUGCGCUAUGACUGGUGACGGUGUCAAUGAUUCUCCAUCCUUGAAAAAGGCAGAUGUUGGUAUUGCUAUGGGCCAGAACGGUUCUGAUGUUGCUAAGGAUGCGUCCGAUAUUGUUUUGACUGACGACAACUUCGCUUCCAUCUUGCAUGCUAUUGAAGAAGGUCGUAGAAUGGCUGCUAACAUUCAGAAGUUCAUUUUACAACUUCUUGCUGAAAACGUUGCACAGGCUAUCUACUUAAUGGUUGGUUUGGCAUUCCAGGAUGAUGAUGGACUCUCUGUGUUCCCAUUGUCUCCUGUUGAGGUCUUGUGGAUUUUGGUUGUUACGUCCUGUUUCCCAGCCAUGGGUUUGGGUCAAGAAAAGGCUGCUGACGACGUCUUGGAGCAGCCUCCAAACCGCCACAUUUUUACCCCUGAAAUCAUCAUUGACAUGUGCGCUCUCGGUCUCUUCAUGGCUAUCAGCUGCAUGCUUUCUUUUGUUGUUGUUGUUUUUGGUAAAGGUGACGGAAACUUGGGUCACAACUGUAACAACAGUGAUGGCGUUAGCUGUAACUUGGUCUUCAGGGGAAGAUCCGCUUCGUUCGCUACCAUGACGUGGUGUGCCCUCGUUCUUGCCUGGGAAUGUAUUCACCCAACCAAUUCCUUGUUUUACAUGAGACAGGACACUGACAAUCCAUGGUGGAAGCAAACUGCUAUUGAUCUUUGGGACAACCAGUUUUUGUUCUGGUCAGUCAUCGGUGGUUUUGUUACUGUGUUCCCUGUUGUCUACAUUCCAGUUAUCAAUGACAAAGUUUUCCUUCACGACCCAAUAGGUUGGGAAUGGGGAUUGGCCAUUGCUUGCACGCUCUUUUUCUUGCUUGCUGCUGAAGCAUGGAAGUGGGGUAAGAGAAUCUACAAAAGAAAGUGGAGCCCCAAGGUUAAAAAUCCAGAAUACGAGUUGGAAAGAAAAGAUCCAUUCCAGAGAUAUGCAUCUUUUUCCAGAUCGAACACCCUCGACCCGGAUAUGCUUGCUUAA